AUGGCGGGAGAGCUUGUCUUCAUCACCGGUGGCUCCGGCCAUAUUGGCUUUCGCGUCAUUGUCGACGCUCUUGAAGCGGGCUAUCAAGUCCGCGCAGCAGUUCGCAGUCUGGAAAAGGGCGAUAAAAUACUGUCAACCCCAUCCAUCAAGAGACUCAACCCAGGAGGUCGUCUGGCAUUUGUUCAGGUUCCUGAUCUGACGGCUGAUGGCGCGUACGAGGAAGCCAUCAAGGGCGCGGAAUAUGUCAUCCACGUUGCUUCUCCAAUUGUGUCCAGCUACGGAGAAGGCACCGACCUGGCAGAACACUUUAUCCAGCCUUCUCUCAAUGGCACUACCAAUAUCCUCAAGGCCGCGCAGAAAGCCGGCUCUGUGCGGCGCGUGGUCAUUACUUCUUCCAUGGUUGCUAUCAUCCCAUGGAAUGAACUCACGUCUGGAAAAUGCAACACAGUAUUCACUGAGACCAAUCGUAUUCCUACCCCAACUGAAUACAAAAGUCCCUUCGAAGCAUAUGCUGCUGGCAAAACCGCUGCGUUGAAUGAGGCGGAAAAGUGGAUUGAGAACGUGAAUCCGUCCUUUGAUCUCGUUCAUGUAUUCCCCGGGUUUGUCAUUGGCGGCAAUGAAUUAAUUACAGACCCGAAAGAUGCAUUGUACGGAGCAAAUAGGCAAGUCCUCUGCCCAGUUACUGGUGUGGAUGCUGGCUUUGUUCCUGGUGCUUCCGUGCAUCUCAAUGAUGUUUCCGCAGCACACGUACUCGCUUUGGAUCCCAAAAUUACCGGUAACCAGGGCUUUGUUCUUGCAUCUGGAGGUCUGGAAGGGACUAAAUGGGAAGACACUAAAGAAAUCACUGCAAGGCACUUCAAGAAGGAGGUGGAAUCUGGUGUUCUGAGGAAUAAUGGCAAGAUAACUACCUUGCCAGUGAAAAUCGACGAAAGAAAAACCGAGGAGGUCCUUGGAUUAUCCCUUCUUCCUUUCGAGGCACAGGUUACACAUGUUGUAUCCCAUUAUCUUGGGCUCAUCAAGGCGAAGCAUUAG
Molecule: messenger RNA, 1032 nt
Organism: Penicillium lagena
Lineage: Eukaryota; Fungi; Ascomycota; Eurotiomycetes; Eurotiales; Aspergillaceae
Exons: 1
Coding region: 1-1032 (343 amino acids)
Molecular function (GO): oxidoreductase activity, acting on the CH-OH group of donors, NAD or NADP as acceptor
Source: RefSeq, a predicted model, not a curated record